GGCUCGGCUUUGCCGCGCGCGGUGCACUCGGGCGAGAGCUGGAACCUGGGACGGAGCUCAGGUCCCAGCGCAGCCACCGCGAUGAGAGGCGCUCGCGGCGCCUGGGAUUUUCUCGGCGUCCUGCUCCUUCUGUUCGGCCUCCAGACAGGCUCUUCUCAACCAUCUGUGAGUCCAGGGGGACUGUCUGCACCAUCCAUCCAUCCAGCAAAAUCAGAGUUAAUAGUCAGUGUUGGCGACGAGAUUAGGCUGCUCUGCACCGAUCCAGGAUUUGUCAAAUGGACUUUUGAGACCCUGGGUCAGCUGAGUGAGAAAACACACAAUGAAUGGAUCACGGAGAAAGCAGAGGCCACCAAUACAGGCAAUUACACGUGCACCAACGAGGACGGCUUAAGCAGUUCCAUUUAUGUGUUUGUUAGAGAUCCUGCAAAGCUUUUCCUUAUGGGCCUGUCCCUGUAUGGGAAAGAAGGCAAUGACACGCUGGUCCGCUGCCCUCUGACUGACCCGGACGUGACCAAUUACUCCCUCACGGGCUGCGAGGGGAAACCUCUUCCCAAGGACUUGACGUUCGUCGCUGAUCCCAAGGCUGGCAUCACCAUCAGAAACGUGAAGCGCGAGUACCACCGGCUCUGCUUGCACUGCUCUGCGGACAGGAAGGGCAAGUCAGUGCUGUCGAAGAAAUUCACCCUGAAAGUGAGGGCAGCCAUCAGAGCUGUACCAGUUGUGACAGUGUCCAAAUCCAGCUAUCUUCUUAGGGAAGGGGAGGAAUUCACAGUGACCUGCUCCAUAAAGGAUGUGUCUAGUUCCGUGGACUCAAUGUGGAUAAAGGAAAACAGCCAGCAGACUAAAGCACAGGUAAAGAGCAAUAGCUGGCAUCAAGGUGACUUCAAUUUUGUACGUCAGGAUAGGCUGACUAUCAGCUCGGCAAGAGUGAAUGAUUCUGGAGUGUUCAUGUGUUACGCCAAUAAUACUUUUGGAUCAGCAAAUGUCACAACAACUUUGGAAGUAGUAGAUAAAGGAUUCAUUAAUAUCAUCCCUGUGGCGAAUACUACAAUAUUUGUAAACGAUGGAGAAAACGUAGAUCUGACUGUUGAAUACGAGGCAUACCCGAAACCUGAACACCAACAGUGGAUAUAUAUGAACAAGACCUUCACUGAUAAAUGGGAGAAUUAUCCCAAGUCUGAGAAUGAAAGCAAUAUCAGAUAUGUAAGUGAACUUCACCUAACCAGAUUGAAAGGGACCGAAGGCGGCACUUACACGUUUCUAGUGUCCAAUUCUGAUGUCAGUUCUUCGGUGACAUUUAGUGUUUACGUGAACACAAAGCCAGAAAUCUUGACUUCUGAGAGGCUCAUGAAUGGCAUGCUCCAGUGCGUGGCAGCAGGCUUCCCGGAGCCCACAAUAGAUUGGUACUUUUGUCCAGGAACGGAGCAGAGAUGUUCUGUUCCUGUUGGGCCGGUGAAUGUGCAGAUACAGAACUCCUCUGUGAACCCGUUUGGCAAGCUGGUGGUUCAGAGUUCCAUCGAUGACAGUGCCUUCAAGCUCAACGGCACGUUCGAAUGCAGGGCUUACAACGAUGUGGGCAAGAGUUCUGCCUUUUUUAACUUUGCAUUUAAAGGUAACAGCAAAGAGAAAAUCCAUUCCCACACCCUGUUCACGCCUUUGCUGAUCGGUUUUGUGAUUGCGGCCGGCAUGAUGUGCAUUAUUGUGAUGAUUCUUACCUACAAAUACUUACAGAAGCCCAUGUAUGAAGUACAGUGGAAGGUUGUUGAGGAGAUCAAUGGAAACAAUUAUGUGUACAUAGACCCAACGCAACUUCCUUAUGAUCACAAGUGGGAGUUUCCCAGAAACAGGCUGAGUUUUGGGAAAACCUUGGGGGCCGGCGCCUUCGGCAAAGUGGUGGAGGCCACAGCAUACGGCUUGAUCAAGUCGGAUGCAGCCAUGACUGUUGCUGUAAAGAUGCUCAAGCCGAGUGCCCAUUUAACAGAACGAGAAGCCCUCAUGUCUGAACUCAAGGUCUUGAGCUACCUCGGCAAUCAUAUGAAUAUCGUGAAUCUCCUGGGAGCGUGCACCGUCGGAGGGCCCACGCUGGUCAUUACAGAAUAUUGUUGCUAUGGCGAUCUUUUGAAUUUUUUGAGGAGAAAACGUGAUUCAUUUAUUUGCUCGAAGCAGGAAGAUCAUGCAGAAGCGGCACUUUAUAAGAACCUUCUGCAUUCAAAGGAGCCUUCCUGUAGUGACAGUACUAAUGAGUACAUGGACAUGAAACCCGGAGUUUCUUAUGUUGUACCAACCAAGGCAGACAAAAGGCGAUCAGCAAGGAUAGGCUCAUACAUAGAAAGAGAUGUGACACCUGCCAUCAUGGAAGAUGAUGAGUUGGCCCUGGACCUGGAAGACCUGUUGAGCUUUUCUUACCAGGUGGCGAAGGGCAUGGCCUUCCUGGCCUCGAAGAACUGUAUUCACAGAGACUUGGCAGCCAGAAAUAUUCUUCUUACCCAUGGUCGAAUCACAAAGAUUUGUGAUUUUGGUCUAGCCAGAGACAUCAAGAAUGACUCUAAUUAUGUGGUCAAAGGAAAUGCUCGGCUGCCUGUGAAGUGGAUGGCGCCUGAAAGCAUUUUCAACUGUGUGUACACAUUCGAAAGCGAUGUCUGGUCCUAUGGGAUUUUUCUGUGGGAGCUGUUCUCUUUAGGAAGCAGCCCGUACCCUGGAAUGCCGGUCGAUUCCAAGUUCUACAAGAUGAUCAAGGAGGGUUUCCGGAUGCUGAGCCCGGAGCAUGCACCUGCUGAAAUGUAUGACAUAAUGAAGACUUGCUGGGAUGCUGAUCCCCUGAAAAGGCCGACAUUCAAGCAGAUCGUUCAGCUGAUUGAGAAGCAGAUUUCAGACAGCAGCAACCAUAUUUAUUCCAACUUAGCCAACUGGAGCCCCAACCAGGAGAACAUCGUGGUGGACCACUCUGUGCGGAUCAACUCCGUGGGCAGCAGCACCUCGUCCACCCAGCCCCUGCUUGUUCACGAAGACGCCUGAAGCAGAGCACAUGCCUGGGGUCUCCCCGACAUAGUGAUCCCCAUUCUUGUUUCUAUUACUGUUUUGUUCGACUUGCAUCCUACUCCCAGAAAAUGGACACCCCACUGUAAUCCCGUCUUUAUGAGCACACUUUAGUGGCCGAUGCUUUUUGUCAUCCGCCCCUAUCCCCUUGCCAGGCCAGGGUUCAAACUGCAUAUAUUCCCAAUAGCAGAGUAGCUCCUGGUAACAACAACAACAACACAUCUGAGUUGGAGAAAGGGAGUGUGAAAUGGGUUUUAGGCACCUUGAGUCCUUUCUGAGCCUUCUCUAGUUUCUGUUCGAAAAGUAAGAUUGGUAGUGUAUUUAAAUAAAUGGCAGUAGUCACCUUCAGCCCUUGUAGCCAUCCAUAAUGACAUGAUGGUGCAGUGAGAUUAGAAGCUGAAACCUAAGCCCCUGAUGUGGAAAAUAGAGCGUGACUGGGACAAAGGUCAGAAGUCUAUGAAUGUCUGGGCUUAAGAAAUCUACUUCAUGAUGGGAAUGAGACGUAGACCAUGAAAAAACACUCCCUGAGCCUGAAUGGAGACUUGCUGCUGAGCCGUAAGCCUCUGUCCUGCUGACCUGCUUUCUGGCCAGUUAGCUGUCAGGGUGCUGGAUUGGAGAGAGGGCCUCCCCCAUUCAGGUUGUAUAUACUCAUCCUGCAAUUGUACAUGUUCAUAUACCUGAGGGAGGAAAACCCACAAGGUGUCUUUCUGGAUGUGACUCUGCUCAAGUCUGCUGUAUGUAGGAAUAGAUACAGAGCCAGGCAGGUGUGAAGGACACAGUUAGUGCUUUUUUUAUUUUUUAAAGAAAAACCAUAAUUGUUAAGCACAAUCUUAAGAACAGUCUUCUUAUGUAGCCGUGGAACUUGCUGUACAGAUUCCCCAGAACACGCCUAUAGCUUCAGAAUGGCAUUGUGCUCAAUGGAUUUGAUGCCACUUGAAAAAGAUUCACUGCAUGACUCCGGCAGGAGUGAGAAAACAGUGCUGUCUUGGUUUGGAUGCUUCUGUAGCAGGAAAGAAAAUUUAGAUUCAGGCUCCUUUGCAGACAUGUCUUGGACGCUGGGCCAGUAUCUAUAUAAAGUGUGUAUGUGUGCGUGCAUGUGUGUGCUUAUAGACACAUCUUUUGGGCGGUAUUUUUGCCCUGAGCCCAAGAGGGUCCUUAGUACCCAAGAAGUAGCUUGGCUUUCAUUGUCCAUAUACUGCUCUUCGUUCCCUUCGCCUUGCUGUCCUGAGAAGCUUACCAAAAGCUCACAUAGAGGCAUGUAGGAAGCCGAGUGCCUAAAGUACCUAUUUAUUUGCAAUCCACCGCCACUUAAGGCACUGCGUUAUUUAUACUCGACAUACUGUACUCGUUCCUUAGACCUUAUUAAUGCUACUCUCCCACUGGAAUGUAUUUAAAUUUUACCCUUUAGGUUGUAGCCUGGAUAUUAUUCUUAGUUUACCUUCUCUUUCAUCACUGCCCAACUACAAGAGGUCCAUGUGGUACAUGGCAAGGCUUCUGUGUUGUCUUGCAAGAUGCAGGUCUGCUGCCUUCACGGUUCCCCCUUCCUAGUCCCUUAGGUGACAUGUAGAGAACUGUGGCCAUUUAUCUGGAAGUAACCAUUUGCACUGGAGUUCUAUGCUCUCGCACCUUUCCAAAGGUAACCAGUUUCGGGGUUUAUUGUCAACGUAAGAGAUUGUCGCUGUUUGCCAUACUUGGAAAAUUUCCUUUGCGUUGCUGUUGACUUCAAUUAGAGUAAGAAAAGUGGUUAACUGUAGAUGUCUAGGUACUUCAGGGGCACUUCACUGAGAGUUUUGUCUUGGAUAUUCUUGAAAGUUUAUAUUUUUAUAAUUUUUUUUUGUUACAUCAGAUGUUUCUUUGCAGUGGCUUAAUGUUUGAAAUUAUUUUGUGGCUUUUUUUUGUUUGUAAAUAUUGAAAUGUAGCAAUAAUGUCUUUUGAAUAUCCCCAAGCCCAUGAGUCCUUGAAAAUAUUUUUUAUAUAUACAGUAACUUUAUGUGUAAAUAUGGAAACAGUGCAAGUUUAAAGGAUGUUGGUGUUCUAUGUGUUUUUUUCCUGAUAUGUUGUCCAACUGUUGACAGUUCUGAAGAAUUCUAAUAAAAAUGUAAAUACAUAAAUCAA
This is a messenger RNA of Myotis myotis, 5151 nucleotides long. It is a transcript of the gene KIT, whose product is annotated as KIT proto-oncogene, receptor tyrosine kinase. The record is from RefSeq and is a predicted model, not a curated record. The transcript is spliced from 21 exons. Lineage: Eukaryota; Metazoa; Chordata; Mammalia; Chiroptera; Vespertilionidae. Bases 82 to 3015 code for a protein of 977 amino acids. Gene Ontology annotation, biological process: Fc receptor signaling pathway; Kit signaling pathway; positive regulation of cell migration. Gene Ontology annotation, molecular function: ATP binding; transmembrane receptor protein tyrosine kinase activity; cytokine binding. Gene Ontology annotation, cellular component: signaling receptor complex.